Aedes albopictus (Asian tiger mosquito) is the source of this 9158-nucleotide messenger RNA. RefSeq names its product RAC serine/threonine-protein kinase (gene Akt). The transcript has 6 exons. The record is from RefSeq and is a predicted model, not a curated record. Bases 1187 to 2770 code for a protein of 527 amino acids. Gene Ontology annotation, biological process: protein phosphorylation. Gene Ontology annotation, molecular function: protein serine/threonine kinase activity; ATP binding. NCBI's taxonomy places the organism in Eukaryota, Metazoa, Arthropoda, Insecta, Diptera, Culicidae. Gene Ontology annotation, cellular component: cytoplasm; nucleus.
UUCCCUCGGUGCAUUCAGUUCAAUCCAGGCAUCAUCGUCGUCGGUCGGUCGUAAAGUGCGUUCCGCAUUUUUUAAUCAAAAACGCAAAAAAAAGUAAAUUUCGGACCAUUCUUGCGGAUUAUUGUGAUCUUGAAGAGGAUCCUGUGUGCGGUGGGUAAUUAACUCGGCGAAUGCCACGGCAAUCGUAUUUCGGAUCAGUGGUGAACAAAACCUGGUGUGUUGUGAUGGAGGCGUGAUCCCAUCCCAUGGGAAGCAGCAGCAGCACCAGCAGAGAGCAUCCGGGAAUGUGAAAUUUCUUCAACCAUCGUCGGGUUUCGGGAGUGGGAUCUGAUCGAUCUCUUAUGGUGGCAGCCAGUCGUAAGACAUCCUGCGGAAAAGAAAGCACGGUUUUGACCCCGGGAGGAAACAAACGGAAGCGAAUAGUGAACAAAAGUUGAAACGCAUUUAGGAUUGCUUGUCGUUCGUAUAAUGAUCAUCGUCGUGGCUCUAAAUAGAAGAGAGGAAAGGAUCCGCAAUUCCGCGACGUGUAAAGUGUGAUUUUUGUGUCAUUCUGCUGAUUAAUUUUCGUGUUGGUGGAGCUUUCUGCUCAGUGCCGUUUCUGGUGGUGUGGUGGUAAAUAAAACCAACAAAACAAGAAGAAUCGGUAGCGACUCAAGAAAGAUAAUGUCGUCUUGCGGUGGCCGACGAAAAUAAUAUAGAUUUGCUGCUGAGAAUCGUCGUCUCAAGUCGGUCCCCAUCUGUAUCCCCGUAGUGGGCGAGUGAGGGAGAACCGUCGCAAUAAUUACUCGAGCGCAUUUUCAAAUAGACAUUCGAAAAACAACAACAAUAACAACCGGGACACAGUCUGAGUCGGCGGCAGCAACACAGCAUCAGUAACCGACGACCGUUGCGUUGUUGGUUGAUUGAAACGAACGAAAGGAGAAGUUCAGUCAGGUUAGUCCUCAUCGCGCCCGCGAAUAGUAGGUAACGUGUGUUUUCCAAGUCCGGUGAAAGUGCACCGCGGUGCACACGCGCGAGGGCUUUGAAUUAGCACCGUUGUUGAACCGUCGUCAUCGUCGGAAGCGAUACGACCUAAUAAACCUGACAUACCUCAAAAUUGUGACUUUCCAAGUAACAAGGCCUGACUAGACAGAGAGAAAAACAGUGACUUGCACCAAAGUGCUACUCAGCAAGCUACCGGAUCAUAAUGUCUUCUUCAUCGGAGACCACUCAAACACCGGCUGUGCCGGUUACUCAGCCUGCGCGUGUCAUCCAGCCGUCAGCAGCAUUGAUCGUGAAAGAAGGCUGGCUGUACAAACGGGGCGAACACAUCAAAAACUGGCGCUCGCGUUACUUCAUUCUACGCGAUGACGGCACACUUGUCGGAUACAAAAAUCGUCCGGAUGCAUCGUUUCAAGCUGAGCCCUCGAACAACUUCACCGUGCGGGGCUGCCAGAUCAUGUCCGUGGAUAGACCCCGCCCGUUUACCUUCAUCAUCCGCGGUCUUCAGUGGACAACCGUAAUCGAACGGAUGUUCCACGUGGAGGAAGAGCGAGAACGCCAAGAGUGGGUUGAAGCUAUCCGCAGCGUGGCCAAUCGUCUUACGGAAGCGGAAGCCUACCAGGGAUCGCAGUCAAACGAGGAUGUGGAGAUGGCAUCGAUUGCCGAGGACGAACUGUUGACCGAAAAGUUCUCGGUGCAGGGCACAUCUACGGGCAAAAUAAGCGGCAGAAAGAAAGUGACUCUGGAGAAUUUCGAGUUCUUGAAGGUUCUCGGAAAGGGCACCUUCGGCAAGGUAAUUCUGUGUCGCGAGAAAACCACCGCCAAGCUGUACGCUAUCAAAAUCCUCAAGAAGGAGGUCAUUGUCCAGAAGGACGAAGUUGCUCACACGAUGGCGGAAAAUCGCGUACUCAAAAAGACCAACCACCCGUUCCUGAUAUCUUUGAAGUAUUCCUUUCAAACGGUAGAUCGUCUGUGCUUCGUUAUGCAGUACGUCAACGGUGGGGAACUAUUCUUCCAUCUGAGUCGUGAACGCGUCUUCUCCGAGGAUAGAACCAGAUUCUACGGCGCGGAAAUCAUAUCGGCACUUGGCUACCUUCAUUCGCACGAAAUCGUCUAUCGAGACUUGAAACUGGAGAAUCUCUUGCUAGAUAAGGAUGGACACAUCAAAAUAGCUGACUUCGGCCUUUGCAAGGAACAGAUCACCUACGGACGCACAACGAAGACCUUCUGUGGCACUCCGGAGUACCUAGCGCCGGAAGUGCUGGAAGAUAACGAUUACGGUCUAGCCGUUGACUGGUGGGGUACCGGGGUGGUAAUGUAUGAAAUGAUGUGCGGCAGGCUACCGUUCUACAACCGUGACCACGAUAUUCUGUUUACAUUGAUCCUGAUGGAAGAGGUAAAGUUCCCGCGAAGUAUCAGUGCCAACGCACGGGAUCUGCUCGCCGGUUUACUUAUGAAGCACCCAAGAGAUCGCCUUGGUGGAGGCCCCAACGACGCCAAGGAAAUCAUGGUACAUCCGUUCUUCUCGAGCAUCAACUGGACGGAUCUGGUGCAGAAGCGCAUACCGCCUCCCUUCAAGCCGCAGGUCACCUCCGAUACCGAUACCCGCUACUUCGAUUCCGAGUUUACUGGCGAAAGCGUUGAGCUGACGCCACCGGAUAACAACGGACCCUUGGGCGCGAUCCAGGAAGAACCGCAUUUCUCACAGUUCAGCUACCAGGAUAUGGCAUCUACGCUAAAUACGCCUUCGUUUAUCAACAAUCCGAACAGCUAUGUGUCGAUGCAGUGAGAAACUAUCCAGCAAGUCUUGGAGAAGCUGUGUACGACUACAAUUGAUGACGGGGCAGCAAUCGUGACUUAUGCCGCCCUUCGGGGUAUCCAAAAUCGCUAACACACCAUCCCGUGCACGAUUCUGCAUUCUGGGAGUAAGCGUUGCUGCCCUCACAAAGUAUUCGGAACCGUGUGGAUUUGCUAACGUAUAAACCAGGUGGGCCUUUUCGUGUAGAUUUUUUGUUUGCAGUUCGGGAGUGAUGUGAGGAUAACACACAGUUCGGUAAAUUCAGUUACGAUAACAAGAGACAGAGGUUUUGAAUAGCUAACUAGACCCGACUAAACGUUUAAACGCAGGACGAGCUAAAACGGUCCUGAUAUGAACGCUUAGAUUCCGCAGCAAAACAAAGCCCAGCAAUAGACCGGUUUUAUUUCAGGUAACGCAAGCCACAGCCACAAAACAAAACGAAACAGGUGCAAUCGCAGAGCGGUCAAAUUUACAAAUAGGACCCAGCAAUAGCCCGGAAGUUGAGGCAACCCCGGCCGGGGUUUAAUCGACGAACGAAUUCAUUCCAUAUUCCCUUCAUUGGACAACCCAUGCAAUCAUACCACAAAACCAUUCACACGCAACAUAUAUGACGUUAAAAAAAAGUUCAAUAAAACAAAAUAUAAUGAUACAAAAAUGAAUACAAACCAUAACCAACCUCCCCUGCGAAUAAAAUGGCUCUUCCUUUUAAACUAAAUUAAAGAAAACAAGCGUAAAACUAAACUGGCAAACUAAACAUUAUAAGGCAACACGAGUAAGCUAAACUAAAAUAAAGCGAGAGAUGGAUCGAACUGUGAUAAAUUGUAGAACCAAUAUAAGAUGAAAGCGUACGAAGCAAAUUUAUGAUACAACGUACAUGAGUUAAGUUACAAGUGCAGUUGCAGAUAAAGAAACAAACACUAUUAAAUAAAAUAGCAAGCAUACUUUUAAUUAUCACAUACUACGAUAGUACAUCUGAGCCAGAGUGUUUACCAACUAUUUCUGAAAAAAAAAAUACAAAACAUGGGCAUUCUAUGCAAAAAAAAAAAAACAAUGUGUGGAUUUCAGUUUCGAGUCGGGAUGAAAUUACAUUACCCCUUAAUUAUUAAUAUACCGAAUCAAUAAUAACGAAUUAAAAGACGGACUUUUGUGUUCUGGAAACAUGUUGUUGUUCAUGGUAACCUAACCUAUAUUAUAGACUAUUUUUGGACGUUGUGUUCGGCGACUAAUUGAUGCAAAAGAUAUAUUAUAUGAUUUUUUUUUUGAACAUACCUCGACACAACGGAUCUACCUAGCAACUUACCUACGCCAAAUUGGCUCUAAAUUCUUGUUUAUAAAAAAAAUGCAGGCUUUAAUUUGUGUUCGAUAAAUAUUUGCACGAAAUGUGACACAUUCAAAGAGUAUAUGCAAUUCAGCGCAUGGGGAAACCUUCUCUAACUGUAUGUAACAAGGGAAGCCUUACGGAAGCUAACAUCAUAUUUGUCGCUAUCGGUUUGAUGAUGGAUAUUUGCACCGAAUUGAAUGAAAACCGCAACUUUUAUAUGCUCUAAUUUCCAUCAGACGAAAAAUAGCCAAUAAUUACAGAUAUUAUUCUAAUUUACCUUUGUCAAUGACUCAUCAGAUGGAAGCAAAAAGAUGUAAACUGUCAAUAACCAGCCCCUAUACUGCAUAUGAUCGCUAGUAUGGGACAAACAUUAAAUUCUCGCUCCAGUCGACUUUUUGAUUCCAUUUAGGUCCCAUAUGAACUGUGCAAAAUUUCAGCGCAAUCGGUGAAACUAUAAUUUAGCGCAAGCGGUUCUAAGUUUUCAUAGGAUUUACUAUGGAAAAAGUUACACUUUCAGAUAAAAAAUCCCAGAGGUCACUUCUUGUCUCCUUAAUUCAAAUCGAUCAACGCUUCUUGUAGGAAAAUCAUUUAUGAAACUUUCCUUCGAAGAUCGCAAAACGAUUGGAAGUUUGUGGAAAAAGUUAUUGAUUUAUUACCGAUUAGAGUGAUCCAACGAACGGCUUUUUGUUUUGUAUUAUUAGCAUGGUUCCAAUCCCACCAGAACGCAUUUUUUUCACAAUUUCAUCUCUCAAAGCAACAUUUUGGGUUUACUAAUUACAAUUUUUCCAGGGGAUCUUGCAGAUUUUCUUCCAUAUGUUCAAUGUUGCUUGAAGAUUCCAUUUCGGGAUUUUUACUUAUCCAGGGAUCUCUACAUGAGUUUCUUUCAAGAUAUUUUUCAGAUGUUGCGGAAAUUCUUUUUUCUUGAGAUUCGUCUUUAAUAAAUAAUUCUUUUAGGAAGGGAUUUCGCCAAGGGUUCUUCUUCGGCUUUCUCCCACAGUUUCUGCAAGAGUUAUUCCUGAAAGUUCUGAUACAACAGUCACUCCAAGGUUUUCUUUAAGUUUCUCCAGAAGUUUCACGGCGAAUGUUUCUUAAGAGAUUCCUUUCUUGUCUUUCAAGAUUUAUUCUGGACUUUCUCACAAGAUGUUUCCGGGGUUUCUCCAGAGUUCGCUUUUGGGAGCUCUGCAGGAGCUGUUGCUGAUAUUGGUCAUGGAUUUAUUUUCGAGUCUCCUUCCAGAGGUUGUUCCAAGCUUUCCUUCUUACUGAUUUCCAGGAUUUCUUGUAGUGAUUCCUCCCGGAGUGGCUCCCGAGAUGUCUCUUAGAUUUUUUCAUUGAAUCGGAUAUCAAAGUGAAUCCUGAUUUAUGUAACCAUCAAUCCUUAACUAACAAAGACUUCUUCUCGUGACAACUGUGGAGGGAGCAGUAGUAUAUUACAAUCUCUAGUGGCAGCGGUUGUCAAACUAACAUUCCUUCCCUUCUUCGGUUGACAGUAAGCGCCGUUAUUGGCCUUAUAAAGUUUGUGCUUUCGGAACGUGUACAUUGAGGGUGGUGGUGUGCUUAUCCCAAGCCCCAUCUAUUGGAUCUCUGUGCAAUUAUUCUGCUAGCUCAAGUCAACGACGAAGGAGUAACUAAGAAGUGUACGGUCACCAACACUCAUACUCAGAUUUUUUCCGAAAUUUCUCCAGAUUUUUUUUUUUGAGUUCUCCCACGAAUUUUUUAGAAUUUUUUUUUUCUUUUUUCGUCGUAGUGGUUUCCAUAAUUUAUUUUCAGUGAUCCUGCUGAAAGAUUUCCUCGAGAUUACUCAGAGUUUUUCCCGGAAUAUUUACCUGUUGCCUACCGUAAAUUGUUCCGAGAUUUUGGGUGCAUUUUUCAUUUUUUUUUUUUUGUCGGAGUAUCUCAGAAAAUAACCUAAGGAAUUUAUUUUCUUGUAAGAAAUCCCCGGAAAAGUAAGCAUCGGAUAGAAUUCAGGAUAAAUCUCGCGAGAAACUUCGGGAACUAUUCAACUAUUCAAAUGUCGACAGGAACUUCAGAAAAAAAUCAUGAAAAAACGGAACAUCUGCAGAAAAAAAUGUGAAUAAUUCCUUGAAUAUUUGGGAAAUUCCAGAACGAAAUCUGAAAACCUAUGAGAGUAAUUACAGAAAAAAACUACAAGAGAUCUCUCUGAAAAUUGGAUUGUUUAGUGAAUAAAAUAUUGCUAUUUUCUAUAGCCUAAUUGAUAGAGCUCAUUGUUCUGAGCAUAACGUGAUUUUAUUGGAUUCCAAAAACUUUGUUUUGAUGAUUAAAAUAAAAUAAAAAAACAGUUUUUAUUUUCGUGGAUAGAAUGACAGUUCAACCCGAACAAAAAAAUGUUCACAUACAAACUUUAAAUGCAUUUUAAAAAUAGUUCUCGCACUCCAAAAAUUAUGAAACUUUGGAUUUCGAAUAAUGUUUGAGUGGAGAGUCCGAUUAUAAAAUAAUCCGGAUACCCCUAAAGAACCCAAUUGUCUUGAUAAAUAUUUAAUCGCUGGAAGAACUUGCAAAAACCAAACGAGAGAAACAGUUGGAAAGCAAUUCCGGUAAUCACUAAGAGGAAUGCUGGAAGAAAUUCCGGGAUGUACUCCUGUAGAGACCCCGUGAAAAACUCCUGCAGAAAUCCUAGGAGCAAAUCUCAAAAAUCCCAGAAAAAAAAAAACAACGAUAAACUCUCGGAAGUAACUCUGGUGCAAAUCCGGAAGAACCUGUAAAUGGGAGAAACUCCUGAAGGAAUAAAAAAAGAACUCCGCAAUCCUCCAUGACUGGAAACUAGUGGAUUACUAGUGCCAUCCUGAAUACGAAAGGUGAUUUAAAGAACAAUGUAUUUUGUUUUCGUUCGCCUAUGUAUCAGUCUUGAGCAUAGAAAGUUCCAUCUCAUUCCGUGGAAAUUUGACUAAGAAACAGGAUAAAUACUUUGUCCGGAUUUUGGUGUGAACGGCCUUUAUGUGUGAAAGCCUUUGAUUUUCCAUAAAACCUUCCAAUGGUUUACCAUAGCCAAAUCGAUUAUUUCAAAACAACCUUGGAAUAUUCUACCAUUCUUAAAUCAAGAUAAGCUAUAUUUAAAACGAUUCUAUACUGCGUUUAUGGUGGUUUUGACGAUAUUAAGUUCUUACGUAAAUCAUGAAUCCGACGAUGAUUAGUUUCGGUUCAAUUUGUGAUUAAUUAUCUUUCGGUUCAAAGAAGCAGAUAACUUGCCAUUUGGUAGAGGAUUUGUAUUCGAGUAAGUUUUUUUUUCUCGUAUUGUCAGCUUCACCUCAGUAGCCCAAGUUCAACUUCGAGCCACAAUCGGUCGUCCGGUUCACUGUGGUGAUAUUAUUAGUCAGUGACAAGAUACCACUCUUGUCCGUGUUGUCGAUUUUGGUGAGCUUGUUCCAUAUUAUUUAGGUAAUUAACAAUUGAAAGCUUCGUCACUUCAAGUGUCGACCGUAGUUUCACUUUUUUUGUUUCUUCAACAAAGUGAGUUGAGUACUGUAAAAACAAAUUACACCAUCGAAACCAGUGCAAACUCUAGUUUUUUUUUGCGCGGAGAACCGUGCUGUAAAAAGUUUUUGGUUCAAAUUUUGAUAAAAAUUGGCGAUAGUUUUUUUUAACCUUCUGCUGCACACGUCCGUGUGAAAAAAAAUCAAUAUAAAAUCAUAAUGUACUGAUACCAUUGGGUUCAUAAAAAAAACGACGUGCAAAUUUUUAUUAAUCCUCAUAAUAGCGUUAGACAUUCUUCUUUCAUGGCGGAAAUGCUAUGACCAGUUAGAAUUAGGGACCCCCAGCUCCCCCCCCGUGCAUACGAAAUUGCUCGCUGCGCUGAACACGGAACAAAACGGCGAAACAACAUGGAACUGUAAUGCAAAAUCUGAAAUAUAUCACUGCCUUAGGUAAUAACGUAAAAGAAAAAAAAAAAUCAUUUGAAAACGGCUGCUUUGCAAUUUAACACAAAACAAAAGAAGUAGUACGGAAGUUGAACGAGGGAGAUGAUCGAUGCUGUACAAGUGUGGAACACAACUAUUAUAUAAAAAUAUAUAAAUAUGAUUAGUAGCAGCAGUUUAUUGAUUAGUAACGGUAGUUUGUAAUGCGAGACAACCCGAGACGGUCGGUCGGUUGGAAGAGGAACUUUAAGUUUAGUAAAAUGCUAACAUUAUAUGGCAAGCUUACCAGCAAAGUCAGUAAUUGACUAAAAACAUUUGUAUAUCGUAUAACUAUUACAUUUAAGGUGAGUAAUCAUUUCUUGCAACAAUUACCGAAACAUAACAAUGAAGAAAAAAAAACAAAAUUCGCGUAAUCUUAAGUUUAGACGGAAAUAGAAUUCUUUAGUCAACACAGACAAUGUGAAUUAUGUAUCAUGGUAUAAUGAGAUUUUACUUGAACACUCGUGUCAGGAUCAGAAAACAACACGACUCGCUAUAAAACAUGCAUAUGACAUACUGUACGGAUAUUGUGACAUUACAAAACGCAGUCAGUACCAGAUUAUCCAGGAAGAUCUACUUGUUGGAAAUAACACUAGUAUGCUAUACACAUAGGUUUAAGCCUACAUUUCAAAAGCUGCUGUUUGAGUGCCGUUUCUUUUAACUCAAGGUAACAUUUCCGGAUUAAUCACGCAAUAAAGCAAUUUUGAAACCAUCAUAAAAACAUUAUUUUUCAAAACCUAUGUCAAUGAGUGCAAGCGCAAGAUAAAACGCCCUUACUGAACCGCCUUUUGUAAUGUAGGCAUAAAUCUUAUCUUCGGUGCUCAUUAAAAGGUAUAUUAACGGAGUAAUGCUGACAAACCCAACUUUAACAGGAUUAAACUUAUACAUACAAAAAGAAAGCAGCAACAGCAGCUGUCGCAAAGAUAAAACACUGUGAAAUGUAAUCCUAUACUUCCUUUUAAGUAUUAUAACUUGAGAUAAAAUACAAAAAGGCAUACACUUUCAAGGUAAUCUAAAAUGAACAAAAAACUCCAGAAAAAAAAAUACACUACAAACCUACAUCUUUUUAUGCAAAACGCAGCAUAAGAUUCGAAAUGUUGAGAUAUGUAACGAAUAUGAGUUUCUGCAUAAUAUAAUUUAUUUUGUACGA